This is a messenger RNA of Paramacrobiotus metropolitanus, 1389 nucleotides long. RefSeq lists its product as uncharacterized. The transcript has 7 exons. The coding region runs from base 190 to 1179 and encodes 329 amino acids. The record is from RefSeq and is a predicted model, not a curated record. Lineage: Eukaryota; Metazoa; Tardigrada; Eutardigrada; Parachela; Macrobiotidae.
UACUCCGCCUUGUCCAAAGACAAUGAAUUAAUUAUUCAGUCAAGUUCCGGCUACGCCAGAUUGUAUAAGAGCUGCAGCCACACCUGUGAAAUAUCUGUUGUAGUGUCAAAACAUUUUCAACUGAAGGAGGGCGGCUGCAUCUCCAGACUGCUGUUUCCUGCUGCUGCUACAAAAUCAUCAACUGCGGACAUGCGUUACGUAAUACCCGUGGUAACGGCGCUGCUUAUCGCGUUGUCGUGUACCUGGAAGACUGCGAGAGCAGCCGAUAACUACCGCGUGGAAUAUCAACUUCGCAGCUAUGCCAGCCCGAAGUUCAGCAGCUGGGAUAAGGACUGCAACCCGGCACAUCACACUAAACUGUUCAAAGGGGUAGACAACAGGUUUUGUACCUUGGCUUCGGAUGAGUGCUUCCAUCCAGCCGACGAUGCGAAGUAUUUCAGCUGGCGAAAGUUCUUUUCGGAAUAUUGCAUAAGCCAAAAAUCGCUCACCAACACCUUUUCCGGUGACUUCUGCAAUGCCAGUUUCAAGAAAACCAGCCUGCGAGUGAAAGCCCAGCACUAUAAUGAAGACAUUCAGGAGUUUGACUGCUUUACUUCGGACAAGGCCGGGGAUGUGGCAGCUGAUAAAAAAUCCGCGAAAUGGUCGGCCGCCAAAGCAUGCGAUCGCAAAAACAAAAAUCCGGACGACGCUCAACUGCAGUACAGCUGGCGUGCCUAUCGUAUUCCCCAGAAAGAGUGCGGUCUGGAAGCGAAAGCCGCUAGUGAAGAAUAUCCUGUGGAAAUCUACAUCACAGGCUGGGUGGCCGCCAAUCCCGAUCCCGGCCGCGAUUCCACCCUGGAGGACUGGACGGAUGCGGGGCCGCAGGAAAAAACCAUCCUGAGUGCAGUUAAAGAAACGUUCACAAAGAAAUACCCGAGCACCAGUGGCAUGAAAUCAGACGGAAACGCCUUCAUUUACGAUCGAGACUGCACGACAGAAAAUGAUAAAACGACAAAAAGCUGUUUCGCCUUCAAAUAUUCCAUGCCGGCUCACAGUAAAAUGCAAGUAGAUGUCGACGUCUUCAAAAAAGAAUUUGCCACCGCGGUCAAGGCUGCCAAAAUUCCCGGCGUGCUUAACGCCUGCUCCGAAUCGCCCUGUCGCGCAUCAGGGACCGCUUCCGCAUCGGGAAAGAAAAACUGACACCGUCAAACUAAGGGUCUUUUAAUUUUUCGUUUAAUCUGACAUCAGCAGACACAAAAGCGCUGACUGAAUUAAGUUGGUCAAUUAAGAUCCGAUAAAAAAAAAUCAAUAAGCACUGAGUUCAUCAAAUUUUGAAUGCACGUUGUAAGCCGACUAUACUGCACACGGAGGUAAUUCAAAACAUCAGCCGAAUAAAGCAAUCGUAAAGUG